Messenger RNA from Rana temporaria (common frog), 1666 nucleotides. RefSeq names its product myogenic factor 6 (gene MYF6). The coding region runs from base 79 to 807 and encodes 242 amino acids. Gene Ontology annotation, biological process: muscle organ development; positive regulation of myoblast differentiation; regulation of transcription by RNA polymerase II. NCBI's taxonomy places the organism in Eukaryota, Metazoa, Chordata, Amphibia, Anura, Ranidae. The transcript is spliced from 3 exons. The record is from RefSeq and is a predicted model, not a curated record. Gene Ontology annotation, molecular function: protein dimerization activity; RNA polymerase II cis-regulatory region sequence-specific DNA binding; DNA-binding transcription factor activity, RNA polymerase II-specific.
AAUUAAAUUCCUUAGGGCUGUGCUGUUUUGAGCACACGUUUCCAACCAGGCAGCCUCAGUAAUCAAGGGCAAAGCAUAAUGAUGGACCUUUUUGAAACCAAUUCCUAUUUCUUUUAUUUUGAAGGAGAUAAUGGGGCCCUACAACAACUGGAAAUGACAGAUGGCUCUCCUCUGUAUCCAGGUAGUGAUGGUACGUUGUCCCCUUGUCAGGAUCAGAUACCAGGAGACGGUGGAAGUGACAGCAGUGGAGAGGAACAUGUGUUAGCCCCACCUGGCCUACAACCCCACUGUCCUGGACAAUGUUUGAUUUGGGCUUGUAAGACCUGCAAGCGGAAGUCAGCACCAACAGACAGGAGGAAAGCAGCUACUUUAAGGGAAAGGAGAAGAUUAAAGAAAAUUAAUGAAGCAUUUGAGGCUCUGAAAAGAAGAACAGUUUCCAACCCAAACCAGAGACUUCCAAAAGUUGAAAUCCUCCGCAGCGCAAUAAAUUAUAUAGAGAGGCUCCAGGAUCUCCUUCACAGCUUGGAUCAACAGGACAAGCCGCAGAAAGACGAUGAGCCUUUCUCAUAUAACCCCAAGGAUGUCAGUAGAGAAGAUUUCUUAAGUAGCUGCCAUAGUGACUGGCACAAAAUUCCAAAUCAUUCCGCAAUAUCAGAUGUCAACCUUAAAGAAGAAGGAUCUAUUCAUGAGUCCUCAGCUUCCAGCAGCCUCCAGUGUCUUUCUUCUAUUGUGGACAGUAUAUCAUCUGAAGAGCCGAAACUCCCAUGCAAUAUUCAAGAACUGGUGGACAACAGUAACCCCAUUUGAUAGAAUCGGCAUGCCAGCCAGCAUGAAGAGUCAAUUGUGUCAUUAAAUGGGCACUACUUGCAAAAAAAUAGAAAUAAAGGUGGACAUUCAACCUUAAUUAUUAAGGCAAAAUGCAAAGUGCAAAAUGCAGGAACCCAUAGCACCCAAUCGGCAAACAUCUUUCAUUGCUGUAUCUGAACAUCUGGUUGUUCUGCGUUGUAACAGACCAUCAUUGCUCUCUGUGCUGCCUCAUUAAAUAUUAUUAUUAAUUAUAAUAUUAGGUACUGCUUAGGAUAUUUGCAUUUUUGAAAGCAGAGGUCUAGGUCUGAAAUUAUUCUGGAAAAAUAUUAACAUUUCCUUCACAUUCAGCACAAAUUCAUUCCUUAUUUUGCAUUAUGCAAAGACAGUUUUAUAUUCUUAAUUACAAAUAAGAAAAUUCCCCUCCUUGUUUUGCUUAGUGUAUCAGAGAAUUAAUUACAUUAUAUGUCAAAUAUGCCAUUUUUUUCCGUCAAACAUUUUGUGGUCAGGAGUAAACCCUGCUCAUUUACAACAUGAGUGAGCUUCCAAACAUGCAAACAUGGGGAGAUUGAGUUACUAGGGGAUUCAGCUGUGGGCUAAGUCUUUCUUUUUUGCAUCAUAUAUUUCUCUUUUUGUCAUGUAUUAUGUUAACAUAUUUAUGCUAAAACAAACAUAUUUGUUUUUCAAUUAAAGUUUAAUCAAGAUAAUCAGAAUAAAACUAUAAAUGUAUUAUUGGUAUAACAUUGUAUAACACAUAUUUAUUGGGGUUAACUGACUAAAAGAACAACAUGAAGCUAUGCUUACUUUAUUGUGAUUGUAAAGCUGUAUUUAUUUAUUUUUCAUUAAAAUAAUAAACAUGUCA